Chara braunii is the source of this 604-nucleotide messenger RNA. Lineage: Eukaryota; Viridiplantae; Streptophyta; Charophyceae; Charales; Characeae. The record is from the annotation of a GenBank genome assembly.
GCCGCCGUAGAGUUGCAAAUCAGUGACAGCACAGAGCCUCUAGCGUGUGGUGCCUGCGAUCUACWUCCCCAGCAGAGCUGGGCCAGAGCGGUAGCGCUGUGUGACACUCUGUGGGUCAUUUACCGGAGAGUCGGAGUGGUAGGGUCUCUUGUGAGCUUCGCUUGGCCGAGAGAAGACAGCACUGCCAGCUAUGGCGGAGCAGCCAUUGUCGAUGGUUAUGGUCGAGGAGAAGAUGGCGAGGGAGGAGAGGGAGGAGGAGGAGGAGGAGAGAGAGGUCCCCGUGCAUGUCGUGGACGCUAAGGCUUUGUGUCAUGGAUGCGGGCACGACGGAUCCGACGGCCCGUGCCUGGUCCCGGUCCAUCCCGACGUGCUCCGAGCUGUGUACCUGGACUACGAGCAAAAGGCUCGACACCUCAAGAUCAACUUUUUUCAGUACCUGGAACUGAUCGGCAUGGGGAAAACGGGACUGGUUUGUCCCCACUCCAGACACAGAAAAGCAGAGGAGGACAGUGACUCCACGGGAGUGGGGGUCCAUGGGCCCUCUAUGGCCCCAACGCCGGGACCGAUGAGGAUAAAUACACCAUCUGUCGUCAUUCAAGGCCAG